Molecule: messenger RNA, 4501 nt
Organism: Pygocentrus nattereri (red-bellied piranha)
Lineage: Eukaryota; Metazoa; Chordata; Actinopteri; Characiformes; Serrasalmidae
Gene: apba1b
Product: amyloid beta (A4) precursor protein-binding, family A, member 1b
Exons: 13
Coding region: 328-3432 (1034 amino acids)
Biological process (GO): chemical synaptic transmission
Cellular component (GO): cytoplasm; plasma membrane; dendritic spine
Molecular function (GO): amyloid-beta binding; protein binding
Source: RefSeq, a predicted model, not a curated record
GUUAGGCUUUAAGUGCUUAGCUCAAAUUGUAUCUCUAGGAAAUGAAAUUCGCCUGGAAGUUUUAGUCGUGUCUUUCUGGAACAUGUCAGCGUUUCUCUAGCAAAAAUCAGCUCUGCAAAUUUUGAACAUAUGGCCACAAAACUUCAGAGGCGACAGCCUCCUACUGUGUGGGCAGAGCAGAAAUGUCCAAGCAGAUAACAAGCGCUGCACAGCCUACCUGCCUGCUGCCGAGCGGCCAAUGGACGCUGCGGUAGACCCUUUCCCUCAGCCCGCUUGUUCGCUGCUGUACAGCAGCAUCCACGUCAUGCCCACUCUGUCACAGCAGCCAUGAGUCAGCGAGAGGAGCCGGAGGAGGCGAGGUCUCAAGCCCCACCACCUCACCGCGGUCGGCAGCCUAAUGGGACGCCCUUAGAUGGAGGAGGCCGUCCCAGGUGGAGGCCAUGCCAACUGAACAGCCAGGAUGCACAGGGAAAUGCCCAUCAUCAUCACCAGCACCAUCACUACCACCAACAGUCCCACCAACACCAGUCUGGGUCUGGCCGGGCACCACCACGCCAUCGCAGGAGACAUGUCCCAGGCCAGGCCCAGAGGAGGGUGAGUGAGAGCGGAGAUGCAGAGCCACGGCAAGGCCAGCAGCUCCGUCCAGGGGUGUCCAGGUACCGGCGGAGUGGGGAGAGGGGUCUUCAUCAGCAUAGAAGCAAACCACAACCCAGAGAGGGUAAUGGAGGUACAGAAGUGCAGCAGCCACUUGAUGUUCCGGAGACAGAUCAGGCAGUGGAUGCUUUAUCUCCUGAGGAAUCUUCACAGGAGCUGCUGAGCCCUUCUUCACAGGAGCUGCUGACUCCUUCUUCACAAGAGGUACUGACACCUUCUUCACAGGAGGAUCUAACUCCAUCACAAGAGGAGCUAACUCCCUCUCCACAGGAGGUACCAGUUGUUGAGCAGCAAGAUGGAAGCAGCCCAGACCUACAUUGUUCCUCCAGUACUGAGAGCAGCCUCCACACCCACGCGGAGCACACUGAGGACCUUCAGGGAGAGAAUGAGCAGGCGGAGGAAUGUGAAGGAGGUGGAGAUGAACAAGAAGUGGAAAAUAAUCAAGAAAAGACAGAGGAAGAGAUUGAUUCUCAUGAACAGGAGCAACCAUUUCAAGAAAAUAAGGACUGCUUAACAGCCAGUGGUGGAUUAAAAGAUAACUUCCACUCUCACAGUAGGAGGUCUGGGCCAAUAAGGGUGGAUGUGCCACCCUUUGCUGCGAUCCCUCUUCAACCAUUAGCCAUUCCUCAUUUCCAGCCUCAGCCUUUCUCUGAACCCCUCAGGAGUUACACCAUGGAGCCCAAAGCAGACACUACCCAUUCCAGCCCAACUGGCAAAACUCCAGUCAGCACAGACACAAAGCUUGAACAUAGAUCUCGAGCUCAUUCCUGCGAAGAACCUCUUUCAGAAUCCAAUCAAGAAGCCUGCUCUGAAUCCUACCAACAACCAAACUCUGAAUCCUACCAAAUAACUCGAGCAGAAUCAUGCCGGGAAUCGUACCUCUCAGAACACUCCCAAAAGCACACUGAAAAACAGCAGACCUUUGAGAAGAACCAGAAUGUGUCCACCAUUGAGCCUAAACCCCAGUUCAGUCCACAAGAGGAAUCCAGACAGCUGGUUUCAGUCGGCUCCAGGCUGCACCACUAUGAUGAACAAUCUGGAGACGAGGCUAGCAGCCCGGAUAGAGGCAGCAUCCAAGUCAGGAACCACACAAGCUCCAAUAGUAGUUUUGAAGAACUUCAGGAGCUUCGGAAGGAACAGCCUCAGAUUGGUUCACCUUCACCUACCUUUGACAAAAAAGACUUUGUUGAGGAAAGACCACCUAUGGCUCAAAGCCCAGUGCAAGGGUCCUCAAGGAUCUCUGGAGAUGCCAUCUCUCUGGCAAUAAAGGACAUCAAGGAGGCCAUUGAGGAGGUCAAGACUAAGACAGUGCGUUCUCCUUACACACCCGACAAACCCAAAGAGCCAGUGUGGGUGAUGAGACGAGACAUCAGCCCAGUGGAGGAGUGCCACCCACAGCUCUAUUCACCACCUCAGCUUUCUUCUCCACAGAACAAGGCUCUGGUCGCAGAUCCCAUAGCCCCUCUGGGAGCAGAGUCUUCCAGAACACAUCAGUACCAGGAUGUAGACGUCAUACCCAGUUUACCACCUGCUGAAGAGCUUAGACGAAAUUUGGCUGCCUUUCCUACAUAUGUUGACGUUCCAGGACCGUGUGAUCCAGAGGAUUUAAUUGACGGCAUCAUAUUUGCAGCUAGUUACUUGGGCUCCACCCAGUUGCUCUCAGAGCGAACGCCCACGAAGAGUGCCCGCAUGCAGCAGGCCCAGGAGGCCAUGAAUCGUGUCCGGGCAGCCCAGAAACAGGCCCAAAACAGACAGAAGCAGGGGCCUGAGGGCGAGGCUCCAUCUGCCAUCGAGGUGGACCUUUUCAUGUCCACUCAGAGGAUUAAAGUGCUCAACGCUGACACACAGGAGACCAUGAUGGACCAACCUCUGAGGACCAUUUCAUACAUAGCAGACAUUGGGAACAUGGUGGUCCUGAUGGCUCGCAGGAAGAUGGUCCGGUCCCGUAGCGCUCAGGAGCACCUGGACACAGCAGAUGUUCAUCACUCAAACCCAGCACGGGAUGAGCACCGUCAGUACAGGAUGGUCUGCCACGUCUUUGAGUCAGAGGAUGCACAGUUAAUAGCCCAGUCCAUUGGUCAGGCCUUCAGCGUGGCGUAUCAGGAGUUUCUGCGGGCAAAUGGUAUUGACCCUGAAGAUCUGAGCCAGAGAGAGUACAGUGACCUGCUCAACACUCAGGAUAUGUACAACGAUGACCUCAUCCACUUCUCCAAGUCUGAGAACUGCAGAGACGUGUACAUAGAGAAACAGAAGGGGGAGAUUCUCGGAGUGGUCAUCGUGGAGUCCGGCUGGGGUUCCAUCCUGCCCACUGUCAUAAUCGCUAGCCUAAUGCAUGCUGGGCCAGCAGCUAAAUCAGGACGCCUCAACAUCGGAGAUCAGAUCAUGACAGUGAAUGGCACAAGCCUGGUGGGCCUGCCACUGUCCACCUGCCAGAGCAUCAUCAAAGGGCUGAAGUCUCAAUCCAGGAUUAAGAUGAACAUUGUCCGGUGUCCUCCAGUCACCAUGGUCCUCAUCCGCAGACCCGACCUCCGCUACCAGCUUGGUUUCAGUGUGCAGAAUGGCAUUAUUUGUAGUCUCAUGAGAGGAGGUAUAGCUGAGAGGGGCGGAGUCAGAGUGGGUCAUCGCAUCAUCGAGAUCAACGGCCAGAGUGUGGUGGCCACCCCCCAUGAAAAGAUUGUUCAUAUUCUGUCAAAUGCAGUUGGAGAGAUCCAUAUGAAGACCAUGCCCGCUGCCAUGUAUCGUCUGCUGACUGCACAGGAGCAGCCUGUCUACAUCUGAAAGACACUGACUGCGCAAAUGCCGGGGCUUCAUCUCACUCACCUCUGUUCAUUUAAAUGUGGAAUAUUUGUGAUUGUUUACAUAUUUGUUACACUGGAUGUAAAUCUUUUUUUCUCAGAGCAUUUUGACCUGCCUUAAUCCGUCUGUCCAUAUCGACAGCCAAACAUGACCAUAAGGCUGGGCUUACACUGCAUUAAGAAAUAAUCCAUCAUGUUUGCUCAAACCUGCACUUUUUUCCAGUUUUCAUUGUUUUUUGGCAAAAUGUGCUUCGAAAGUAAUAUAUGGUGCAUUGAUGACCUGCCAUAAGCUUCCACAGGGCAUAGAACUGUAUCCAGUUUCAGGGUUAAAAUGGUCUUGUACAAAAAGCAUAAACCAGUUCAGUGUCAUUAUAUCAGGUUACUGUUUGAACCAAGUAGUUUAAUAUAUUCACCAAAGAUUUUUUGCAUAAUUUUUUUUCUAUAGCUUGUGUUCUUGCCAUAGUACAUUGUUACUGGUGUAAAGGGUGAUGUAUAGAACAUACAGUCCACAACAUGCAACCAAAUUUAGGACAGUAAAGGAACCCCAUUCUGUUUUUAAUCAUCAAAGAAGGGAAGUGAUUGCACAACUACUAGAGAACAUUGCAACACUGCUUUAGCAGUAUAUUACAACUUUUAAAAAGUGGUAUGCUCUGUGGAAGGCCAUUUUGCACUGCAUGUUACUUGUCUUAGAAACUCAGAAAUCUGGAAAUAUUAUUUAUUUUUUUACAAAAACAGGACAGGUGUGCAACAGAAAGACAGCAAAGUGAAAUCAAGUAUUGUAUACCCAGCAAGACAGUAUGUGCUUACCACAGAUUCAUCCACCCGGCAUCGGCUAAAUGCGACGUGUUCAUCCAAGUACCAAAGACUGAUAUAUGGGUGAUAUAUUUGAUCAAACACUGGACCUAUAAUAAAGAGACUAUUAGCAUUGUAAAUCAGUAACAGCUAGAAGAUAUUAGAGGUUAUUGUUAUGAGCACAGAUGUAAUUUAUUGAAGAGCAAGAUUGUGUGUUAAUGCUAUUAAUGAAAGUAAAAGUAAAACAGAUACAGAAGUUU